Molecule: messenger RNA, 1455 nt
Organism: Psilocybe cubensis
Lineage: Eukaryota; Fungi; Basidiomycota; Agaricomycetes; Agaricales; Agrocybaceae
Exons: 10
Coding region: 1-1455 (484 amino acids)
Biological process (GO): protein N-linked glycosylation
Molecular function (GO): alpha-1,6-mannosylglycoprotein 6-beta-N-acetylglucosaminyltransferase activity
Source: RefSeq, a predicted model, not a curated record
AUGAUCACCACCAGGAAAGGCGCAGCGCGUCUACGUAUCCUUAUUUUAUCUGUCUGCGUCACAAAUGGAGAUAUUCCACUUUUCGAGCGCUUCAGUCUCGUUACAUCGACAAGACCCGAAAUCAAUAACUCUACCGAAUCUCCAGGAUCGCCGUACUUGGAAGAUGAAACUCCUCUUCCCACACAGACGGUUUCACCCAUACCUGUUACCCCAGUAGACGCGGGACCGAAAGAUUAUCGCGAGUGGAAUACGCGGACAUUGAAAGAGCUGCACUCAUGUAUCAAGCACGACAAUUGUGGUUCGAACCAGCGGAAGAUCGCGUUGUUGGCUUCGCAUUGGUUUACAUGGGGUGUCUUCAACAAUUGGAGAGGAGGGGAGGGUGUCUGGGGUGUAUCAGUUUUUAAAUCUCUCGAUACCUUAGGGUAUACCAUACUCUUCGCAGAAACCUUCGAGGAGGCUGUGGAGCAACACCGCGAGUUUCCAGACCUAGUCAAGGUCGUCAUACGGCAUUUGGCAGGUCAAUGCCACUCCAAUCCAAACUGCGUCAAGAGCCCUUCCAACCCCCUUGGAAUCCCCGCCUGGAAGAUUUUUGACCUUGAAUUUUUCCCCGUAUUUGCCGAGCACGACGACGGGUCUCUUUUGGGCGGAAAAUGGAUCCUUUCCGCUAACCCUGAUCAUCUCCUCAGCGAAGAAGAUAGCACGGUGCAAUAUAUUGGGUAUUCCAUCCAGGACGAGUGCCGGCAAACUUCGCCCGUUCCCCUUUCCUCGCGAUGGAACCAAGCCUGGCUGCUAAUGAAGCAGAUCAAAUACGUAUACGACAACCGUUUUGCUUGGGAUCGCUCUUUCUUCUCGCGCGCCUCGCACGAGCUCAACAUCAAGCUCGUUGGCGCAUGGUCGCUCGACCAGCACUAUGGUGCAUGGGACCCGGAGAAGGACGGCGAGAUGAAGGAUAUCGAGGACCGUGAUCGGGGAGUAUAUAAUCUUGGCGAGAACCUGAACGCCACCAGCUUCAUGCACCAGGUCGGAAUGAGUAAAGUUAUGAUCGGCGUCGGAAAUCCGUACUGGAGUCCUUCUCCAUAUAACGCUCUGUGCCAGGGUGUACCAUUCAUUAACCCUAUCAUUUACUGGGAUGAAAAUCAACCACAGCGAAAAUCUGCAUGGAUUACACAGCACCCGUCUCUCAAUCAAUUUGACCCCCCUUAUGUCUACAAUGUACACGCCCGCAACUGGACCGGCUUCGUCGAGGCCAUUAAAGCCGCAUCUACCACAGAAAUCGCCAGCUUCAUUCCCGAGCAUAUGACAGAAACAGCCGUCCAAGCACGCUUGAAAAAGCUUAUGGAGGAAAAUUGGCGAUCAAAAGCAGCCAAACUUUUAGAACAGCGACUGCAAGAAAAGAAGGAAGGGAAAGACGUAUAUGUAAGCCCUCUUUCCAGUCGACAACGCUGCCCCGUGUAA